AUGGCCACGGCCACCAGGCGCUUGUUCCAUCUGCAGCCGUGCGAAAACGCUUCCACCAUGUCACAGAAUGGAUACUUUGAGGAUUCAAACUAUUACAGGAGUGACACAGAUGACACCUUCGAAGCCCGUGAAGAAAGCGUGGGGGAUGAGGUUUUUGACACCGUCAACUCCUCCAUCGUGUCUGGCGAGAGCAUCCGCUUUUUUGUCAAUGUCAACUUGGAGAUGCAGCCCUCCCAGGCUGAGAGCGAGGCCGCACACGGUGGCUGCGUGCUCCUACACACCUCCCGCAAGUACCUGAAGUUAAAGAACUUCAAGGAAGAGAUCCGUGCGCACCGGGACCUAGAUGGCUUCCUGGCGCAGGCCAGCAUCGUCCUGAAUGAGACGGCCACCUCACUGGAUAACGUGCUGCGAACCAUGCUGCGCCACUUCGCUCAGGACCCCAACAACACCGAGCCUGACUGCAACCUGGACCUGCUCAUGGCCAUGCUCUUUACCGAUGCCCCCACGCAGGGGAAAGUUCACCUGCUGUCAGAUACCAUCCAGGGAGUGACUGCCACGGUCACAGGUGUGCGAUACCAGCAGUCGUGGCUCUGCAUCAUCUGUACCAUGAAGGCCCUGCAGAAGCGGCACGUGUGCAUCAGCCGCCUGGUUCGCCCACAGAAUUGGGGGGAAAAUUCCUGUGAGGUUCGGUUCGUCAUCCUGGUGCUGGCCCCACCAAAGAUGAAAAGCACCAAGACCGCAAUGGAGGUGGCACGCACAUUUGCCACCAUGUUCUCGGACAUCGCCUUCCGCCAGAAGCUCCUGGAGACCCGCACAGAGGAAGAAUUCAAGGAGGCCUUGGUGCAUCAGAGACAGCUGCUCACCAUGGCCAGCCAGUGUCCAGCGACGAGAACGAAAGAUCACAGCGUGGUCUCCUUCCAUGGCCACAGAUACCCGCAGCCCCUGAAGUGCAAGGACUUUGUCCCUUUUGGGAAGGGUAUCCGGGAGGACAUCGCACGCAGGUUCCCUCUGUACCCACUGGACUUCACUGAUGGCAUUAUCGGGAAAAACAAGGCCUUGGGCAAGCACAUCACCACCACCCUGUUCCUCUACUUCGCCUGCCUCCUGCCCACGAUUGCUUUUGGGUCCCUCAACGAUGAGAACACAGACGGGGCCAUCGAUGUGCAGAAGACCAUCGCCGGGCAGAGCAUCGGAGGCCUCCUGUAUGCGCUUUUCUCCGGGCAGCCGCUGGUGAUCCUGCUGACAACCGCGCCCCUGGCGCUCUACAUCCAGGUGAUUCGAGUCAUCUGUGACGACUACGGCCUGGACUUUAACUCCUUCUAUGCAUGGACGGGCCUGUGGAACAGUUUCUUCCUCACGCUUUAUGCCUUUUUCAACCUCAGCCUGCUCAUGAGUCUCUUCAAGAGGUCGACGGAGGAGAUCAUUGCCCUCUUCAUUUCCAUCACGUUCGUGCUAGAUGCUGUCAAGGGCAUGGCUAAAAUCUUCUGGAAGUACUACUAUGGGCAACACGUGGACGACUACCACACAAAGAGGGCUUCAUCCCCGGUGAGCCUGGAGGGCCUCGGCACCAGCCUCAACGCCAGCCUCCACACCGCCCUCAACACCAGCCUUCUGGCCAGCCCCACGGAGCUGGGCACAGCGGGCAGCCUGGGAGCCGUGCACUCGGGCCGGGCGACUGCUGUGCUCAGCCUCCUCAUCAUGCUGGGCACACUCUGGCUGGGCUACACCCUCUACCAGUUCAAGAAGAGCCCCUACCUGCACCCCCGCGUCCGCGAGGUCCUGUCUGACUGCGCCCUGCCCAUCUCGGUGCUCGCCUUCUCCCUCAUCAGCUCCUACGGUUUCCAGGAAAUUGAGAUGAGCAAAUUCCGCUACAACCCCAGCGAGAGCCUGUUUGAGAUGGCCCAGAUCCACUCGCUGUCCCUGCGGGCCAUCAGCAGCACCAUGGGCCUUGGCUUCCUGCUCUCCAUGCUCUUCUUCAUCGAGCAGAACCUGGUGGCCGCCUUGGUUAACGCCCCAGAGAACAGGCUGGUGAAGGGCACGGCCUACCACUGGGACCUCCUGCUCCUGGCCAUCAUCAACACGGGGCUGUCCCUGUUUGGGCUGCCCUGGAUCCACGCCGCCUACCCCCACUCCCCCUUGCAUGUGCGAGCGCUGGCUUUAGUGGAGGAGCGCGUGGAGAACGGGCACAUUUAUGAGACGAUCGUGAACGUGAAGGAGACGCGGCUGACCUCGCUGGGCGCCAGCAUCCUGGUGGGCCUUUCCCUGCUGCUGCUGCCCACCCCGCUGCAGUGGAUCCCCAAGCCCGUGCUCUACGGCCUCUUCCUCUACAUCGCGCUCACCUCCCUCGAUGACAACCAGCUGUUCCAGCGUGUGGCCCUGCUGCUAAAGGAGCAGACCGCGUACCCCCCGACGCACUACAUCCGGAGGGUGCCCCAGAGGAAGAUCCACUACUUCACAGGCCUGCAGGUCCUGCAGCUGCUGCUGCUCUGUGCCUUUGGCAUGAGCUCCCUGCCCUACAUGAAGAUGAUCUUCCCCCUCAUCAUGAUUGCCAUGAUCCCUAUCCGCUACCUCCUGCUGCCCAGAAUAAUUGAAGCCAAAUACUUGGACGUCAUGGAUGCUGAGCAUGGCCCGUGAUGGCAGGCGUGGGCACACCCCGUCCACCGCCCCCCGCCCCCUGCUCCAGGCUGGCUCUGGGGCUGCGUGGGGAGGUGGGCUCUGGGUGGUUGCCGUGCUGCGCGCUCACCCGGCUGACUCAGGCUUAGCCGUCUGGGCAUUGUGGGGGUUCAGUGGUGUGUGCCCAACCCUCUCCCUAUUAUCCUUUAGCUUUGGGCCACGAACGUUGCUCAGGGCACCUACUGCCCAGGGUGGGACUAAGCAGGAUGGAUUUUCUUUUGAUAAAAGAGUCAAUGCCUGAAAGAGAAACCAUUUCCUUGAUUGUGUAAGGAACUCACUGUGUGCACAUUAGAGAAUAAAGCUCUUGUUUCUAUGC
Molecule: messenger RNA, 2989 nt
Organism: Propithecus coquereli (Coquerel's sifaka)
Lineage: Eukaryota; Metazoa; Chordata; Mammalia; Primates; Indriidae
Gene: SLC4A11
Product: solute carrier family 4, sodium borate transporter, member 11
Exons: 20
Coding region: 1-2634 (877 amino acids)
Biological process (GO): monoatomic ion homeostasis; transmembrane transport; monoatomic anion transport
Cellular component (GO): plasma membrane; basolateral plasma membrane
Molecular function (GO): solute:inorganic anion antiporter activity
Source: RefSeq, a predicted model, not a curated record